UUGAAUCCAAAAGCUGCCCAAAGGCUGUUCACUUUGCCGAGAGGGAAGCCAAGAGCUGGAGAAAGCAGAGAAGAAAGAGGGAUCUCUUCACUAAGCCGAGUUGACUUCACCCAACAAGAGCCAGGGCAGGUUAUUAGCGGCCUGAGAAGCCUCAAGCGAGCGCCAGUUCGGUUCGAGUCUUCAUCGAUCGGGCGGAUCUAUAUGCUUCGGAGGGAUUUGACUGACGGAAGCGUCCUGGUUAUUGGGUCAGCCGAAAUGCGAUCGAUCGGCUCAACCGGAUCAAGGACUGACGUCGAACCGAGCAAAGGCAGCAGCAAAAUUGGAAAACGCAUCGCGCCACACGCGCAGCCUCGGCAGACACACAACUUACACAGCACAGGCAGCAUACAAGCAAGGUUUUUUCUCUUUUGCUGCGAACUCUUCUCCAUUGGGCAAGAAAGUACUGGUUUGACCUUGGGGGAGGUUACGAUUUCACAUCAUGCAUGGGGGCUUAUAUGCUUACGGGAUUUUGCGUCGAGCAGAUCUCAAAGCCAGGAGUUCGGUACAGCCCUUACUCGAACUAGUAGGACUAAUUCCCGGGAUGGGAAGUGGCAUGAGGGGAUUCCAAAAGAAGCGGAUCUGAUCCAGACAUAUGGAUCUCUAUUUCUCGACAAAAAAGAAAACUACGCUUAUCUGUUUUCCUUCAAAUCUCAAAAAAAAAAAAAGGCCCAAAUCUUGAGAAUUCCUCUUCCUAAAACGGCAAACAACAGCGGUCCACCUCCUAAUUCUUCUUGCUUCAAGCAAUUUAGGUUAGUUCCGGAAUUCGGCCCUGUCGUGGACGAAAAAUCUACUACCCGCUCGCCGCUUACCUCGUCGGCGCCCCCAGUUCGCCGUCCGCCACAACUGGGCCUACCGUCAUCACUGUCGGCCACUUUCGGCUUUACUCGUAGCCUUCUCCUCCACCUUCGCCCAAUUGCCCGAGGCCCGGACCAACGGCUACUCUGUUCGGAGUAUUGUUGA
Striga asiatica is the source of this 999-nucleotide messenger RNA. The record is from the annotation of a GenBank genome assembly. Lineage: Eukaryota; Viridiplantae; Streptophyta; Magnoliopsida; Lamiales; Orobanchaceae.